This is a messenger RNA of Botrytis byssoidea, 3492 nucleotides long. RefSeq lists its product as uncharacterized. Lineage: Eukaryota; Fungi; Ascomycota; Leotiomycetes; Helotiales; Sclerotiniaceae. The record is from RefSeq and is a predicted model, not a curated record. The transcript is spliced from 4 exons. The coding region runs from base 1 to 3492 and encodes 1163 amino acids.
AUGUCAUCCUCACCAGCAUUUAAUGAAAGCUUCGAAUACAGAUUGCGUAAGGGACUAAAUCGAUUGCGGCGUAAGUCUAGAGACUCUUCGAAGGAUGCCCAUAUCAAUUCAACGCCGAAAAUCCCGACAAAUUCGAACACACUUGCGACUAAUACAUAUUCAAGCUUGGAACGUCUAACGCUGCAAGCAAGUUCCAAUUCCCUAAGCCAAGCGCAUGAUCUCUCAAAGGAACUACCAACAGCCAGAGACGAUAUAGUUCACACACAAAUUGAUCAUUGCACCGCCCUUCCGAGAAUUCAUCUAAGCGGCAUUGAAGAUGACUCCUCUUCCAAUCACUUGACGCCUGGCGCUGAAAUUGACUUAGCCAUUGUUUCUUUAGACGUUUGGAGCGCCGCAUACCGUGAAGCAGUAAAUAGUCUUGGAAAAGACAUAAAUCUUACUAUUCUUAGGAGCGAGAAUCUUGCGGAGCUAUUUAAACAACUCGAAACUAUUGAUAAAGAGGUGACUCAACAGUCCGUCUUCUUGAGAGGGGUAGAAUAUCUGCAUUCUCUUCAGGUACCACUAGACAGGUUCAAGCUGGCAUUAGACCUGGCCAGCCCAUUGACGAGUAUUGAACCCACUACGUCGAUGGUCUUUGGUAUUAUCAAAGGCGUGACAGCGGCACUCGUACUGGUAUAUCAGAAACUUCUAGAAUUCUACAUUACCGCAUUCGAGAUACUAACCAGGAAAGGAGCAAAGUUGGUUAUGAGUCUAGUUCUAAAGGACAGCCAUCUGCCAGAUAUUGUCAAAGAUUUUUUGGACCAUGCUGACAACCUCCGAAAACUUGUGCAAAAAGCGACGUGGGAGAUUGUUGAGGAUAUCAAAACUAUGCUUUAUGAUUAUGAAAUUGCAGGGUGGCUAGGUAGUGAGAAGAUGAGUAGACAAAACCAAUACCAUGUCUCUUUGCAGGAAAUUCGAGUUGACGAGGCUUGUGAAUUCUUGCUGGAAGAUACAAAAUUUAUUGACUGGUACCAUGCCACCGAUUCCCAACAAUUAGUGAUCCUUGGCGAUAUGGGCUGCGGAAAAUCUGUUGCUAUGGCAUAUCUUAUAGAUGAGCUACGCCGACAAAAUGAGCACCAAUUGCCUCAACCUAAGAUAUGCUACCAUUACUGUCGGGAUGAUGAGACUGGUCAAGCUAUUUGUAUCUUCUCAGUUUUGAUUUUGUCCCUUCUUGGACAAUUAUCUGGCUUGAAGAGAUCAUUUUUCGACUGGUAUAAGCAAGGCACGGCUUCCGGAAUCGAGCUAGCGACAAAUUCCAAACAACUAAUUGAAUGGUUGCUAAAAGCCUUAGAAACACUCGAUCGCCCACUCUUCCUUGUGAUUGAUGGUCUAGAUGAGUGCGAUCGAGCUUCCCGGAGAAUUCUUCUCAAGUCGUUGAGAGAUCUGUCCCAAAAAACUCCGAGACUAAAAGUUCUACUCUCUUCACGACCCGAAGAGGAGAUCCUGCAGCUAUUAAGUGGUACAGCCAAGAUCAAUUUUAAUUUUGAUAUUGAGCGAGAUAGAAUCAUUGUUGAAGAGACAGUUGAGAGGCAGUUGUCUUACUUGUCGAAGCCUGUUAAAGCAUUCAUAUCGCAGUCAUUAUCUCGCUUGGCGCAAGGAAGUGCUAUUUGGACAAAGAUGACAAUUGAGCUCAUAGAAAUCCGCGGAAUCCGGGCCCUUGGUCCAAUGCGAGCUUUCUUAAAAGAAAUACCACAACCUAAACAGCUUUCAAAGCUUUACGCUAAUCUGCUUUCACGAUACACUUUCAAAGAUCCAGAAAAUCAAAAGCUUGCCAUUGUAGCGUUGGAAAUCCUUGCCAUCACCCGAAGACCUUUGAGUAUACUGGAACUUGCUUGGGCGGUCCUCGUGGGUACGUAUGAUGAGAAAGAUAUUAGUAUGGAUGUUCUUUCCGAACUCGUAGAUCACCAGAGAGUCAUCGGCCUAAUUCAGCCAUUCGUUGCUCAAAUUGAUUUCAGCGAUGUCAGAAAGCAUCAAGUUAGACUUGUACACCAGUCGGUAAAAGAGUUCAUUUUCAAGGAAUUGGCCCCAGAUUCGCCUGGUCCAGGAAAUUUGGCUAUCUCUACUCAAGGAGGAAUAGACCAAGUGUUUAUCCAGCAACGCACUGAGAGCCUAGAGGCAGGAAUUGUGAAUAUAUGCAUCAAGUAUCUUCUCUUGGAACAUGUUGGCAAUGCUGAUCUAUUCUCUGAAGAGCAAGUGGCAAUCGAAGAACUGCCUCAAGAUUUCAAUCUACUACUUGAUGAUAAUGAUGAGUCGAAGGACUACGAUCCCUAUUGUACAUGGGAAACCUGGGAGGAACACAUGAUACAUUACCUUCCGACUGAACGUGGCUUUGGUGAGCUAUUCGUCUACGCCUCUUGUCAUUGGAUUGAGCAUUUCAGCGCUGUUUCAACUAAAUCUCUAUUACCAAGUCUCGAAAGCAUAGAAAAUCUAUGCCAAGCUGGUUCAACCCGUCUACGUAAUUGGAUUACACAAAACUGUCGUCCGAAAUGUACAAUCAAGCCCAGGUUCGUAUUCGACAGUAGUCUUUAUGAUCCCCUCAGUAUCACUUCGCUCUACGGCUCAGAAGAUAUGUUUCGGAUUAUGCUUGAGAGCUCAGACUUCAAAAAAUCCAAAUUCCUCCCCAAUCCAGCUAUGGGUGCUGCGGAGCAAAUUCUUCAAUGGGGUGAUUUGUCCAGACUCAGGCUAUUAAUGAGAAGUAAGAUUGGAUAUCAGAUUCGGAACCUUGACUUUUUUCUGCUUGUCAUGAAACAGUGGUCUAGUAGGAUGGCGCAUAAUAAAUCUCGCAAAGGCUGGGACGUACUAUUCGAUCUUAUUGACGAUGUUUCAGAUAUAAUGGUCGAAGAACGAUGGGGCAAUGAACUCUUCCGAAUGGCUGUCAGUAUAGGCUGUAUGCCUAUGAUCCGGAGGCUACUAGAUGAAAGUUAUCGAACGGUAGAACUGAGAUCCGAAUUGUUUGAUAGGCGCGAAGCCCAACAUCAAUUGAUUGCAGAAGCCGUUGUAGGAAAUCACGUGGACGUUUUGGAAUACUUAUUAACGCAACACGAUAUCGAGGCACACCUUCAAUACCAGAACUCACAUGGUGAGAAUGUGCUGCAUCUAGCAUCUCGUUUAUGUAAUCCUGCUAUAUUCCGAAGUUUGGUACCUCGUUGUAAGGACAUUGUGUGCCAGACGGACGAUCAGAACAAUACAGUCUUAAUGCGAAUCAUUAUGAGCCCCUCAGCUACACAGAACCGAAGCGAGUCAGCACGAAUACUGCUAUCAGAAAGUGGAGUCUAUGCGACAGGCAUUUUUCGGGACGAGCAGCAAGAAUAUCUAAGGGAAGCGAUGCGACUUGGCGAUGUAGAUAUGUAUCACACCUUGAUUCGAGUAGGCAAAAUGAACCCUCUUCCAGCGGCGAUACACGGUGACGAUGAUCAAAUAACAUUGAAAGAUAAGAAUUCUGAAAACAAAUAA